Molecule: messenger RNA, 5516 nt
Organism: Maniola jurtina (meadow brown)
Lineage: Eukaryota; Metazoa; Arthropoda; Insecta; Lepidoptera; Nymphalidae
Product: collagen alpha-1(I) chain-like
Exons: 32
Coding region: 163-5430 (1755 amino acids)
Molecular function (GO): extracellular matrix structural constituent
Source: RefSeq, a predicted model, not a curated record
UGUCGUCGCAUUUCUCUCAGUGAGACGGAGCGCGUCUGUGGGGCGCGCCAUGCCAUCUCCCCUUGAGGACGAGCUUCUAUAACUCCCAACAAGAGGUUGGGCCACUACCGGGAUGGGACCUACUGCAAAUAUUAUCCCGGUGGCAUAUUUAUUCGGGCCACGAUGGCACUUCAGAUGAAAGGAUUCCUUCUCAUAUUGUUUUGCGUGCUCGCCGAGGGUAAAGGGGAUGAUAAACUUGAAAUAUUCGACGUGUUAUCCAUCUUGCAAAAUGGCGAUCUACCUGAUGGAGUAUCACGGGUGCCGGGCCGAUGUCAGGCUCCCGAUACUCACGAGUUGGAGACAGCUUAUGCCUUGAACGAAAAUGCUACUCUUCACCGGCUUGCCGCUGGAAUGUUCUACAACACCUUCCCUGAAGACUUCUCUAUAUUGGCUGUGGUUCGUUUGAUGGGUAGUGACCAAAACCCCGUGUUCGUGUUGUACUCGGACGCCGGCGAUGAACAACUGCAGCUGGUUGUUGGAGAACUGAUUGAGCUCUACUAUGAGGACACACGAGGGGAUCCCGAGGACAAUGAGCUCCUUACAUUCAGAGUUGACAUUGCUGAUGAAAGAUGGCACAGAGUAGCAAUUAGCAUCAAAGGUGACUCAGUAACUCUACUAGUCGACUGUGUGAUACAAGGCACGUUACCGUUAAGAAGACACCCUGGAAGUACUUUCAACCUCGCUGGUGUUCUAGUCGUGGGUGCCCAAGUAACCCCCGAUCAGUAUUACGAGGGCGAUAUUGAAUUGCUCCAGUUUGCUAAUCAACCGGACCUUGCAUAUGAUAUGUGUACAUCUAUUGCCCCGGACUGUGGAUCAUUUGGAGCAUACGACGCAUCAGAAAUAACAAGGAAUGAGAUCAAAGAACCAGAUUACGAUGUUAAUAUUGAUACCAAUGAACCAACUUCCGUUGAAGAUAACGAUUAUGAACAACUUGGACCUAAUAGAUUAUUCAAUGAGAAAAAUCAAUCUGAUAGUCUAUGGGCAAUAGCUGGUAGAGAUUCGACCACUGUGCGCCCGUACUGGCAGGUGCCCGAAUCUUUUGGCUUUACAUCGCCUUACGCGGCUACUGAUAAUGACGAAAACAGUAUCUUUGGUCGAUUUACGGACACUGAAGACUUUAUUUCCACCCCUUCCAGUAUAGAAGUAACAUCACCUGGUGAUUUAGAAAUACCUAGUUUAUCGGAAAAACGACAAAUUGAUGAUAACACGGAAGCUUCAAGUCUUUCUACCACGGAAUAUCCAUACACGCCUAUGACAACCACCGAAGACUCUGAUUGGCUCACACAUCCCCCAGAUAUUGACGAGGGUAACACAUCCAUUAUCUACUAUCCAACUGACUACGACUACAGCAGCUCCGGAACUUAUUACGGACCCCGUGGAUACCCUGGACCCCCGGGUCCACAAGGACCAAGAGGACCCAAAGGUGAACCGGGUAAGCCAGGUACAGAGGGGCAACAGGGUUUCCCCGGACCACCAGGGCAUGUGUUCGUAGUACCUUUACAGCAACCUGGUAACGAAAAAGGUCCCGAUGCGCAAUCUGAAGCUCUUCGACAAAUACUAACUCAACACAUGGCUGCAAUGAGAGGCGCAGAAGGUCCAAUGGGUCUCAGUGGACCACCGGGCCCUGAGGGAGAAAUUGGACCUGAAGGACCAAAAGGCGAACAAGGAGACCAAGGAGAAUCAGGGCCACCAGGGCCGAGGGGCAUUCAAGGCCCACCAGGAAGAUUGGGUCGCCGUGGGCAUUCAGGAAGAGAUGGAGAAAGAGGAUCCCCAGGUCCACCUGGGCCUAAAGGUGAACAAGGUUAUCCGGGACAAUCAGGAAUGCCCGGAGAUAAAGGCGAAAGAGGAACACUGGGUCAGCAAGGAGUAGCAGGAGCACCAGGUCUCGAUGGUCCUCCUGGUGACGAUGGGCCAUCUGGCCCGCCAGGAAUAUCUGGAGAAUUGGGACCCAGAGGUUUUACAGGACCCAGAGGAUUUCCUGGUCUAAUCGGCUAUCCAGGAAUACCUGGCAAUGAAGGCCCUCAAGGCACUAAAGGUUCUGCUGGACCACCAGGACCUCCUGGAACCCCAGGGCAGUUAGGCCCGAUGGGACCGGCUGGAUCCCCUGGCCCUCAAGGUCCUAUUGGCGCACCAGGCAUACAGGGACCUCAAGGUAAACAAGGAAUAUCAGGGUUACCAGGACCUGAAGGAUCGCCAGGAACGCCAGGUACACCGGGACAACAAGGUUCACCUGGUGAUGUUGGAGCCCCUGGUCCACAAGGCAUGUUAGGUUUUCCAGGGCCUCGAGGAUUAAAAGGCGACGAUGGACCCAGAGGCUUACCUGGCGAUAAAGGAGAUAAAGGAAUCAGAGGAAUCGAAGGUGAGAAGGGCGAAAGUGGACCUAAAGGAGAACGUGGCUUACCGGGUGAACCUGGUCCUCCUGGUAUUGAAGGACCUGAAGGACAAAAGGGCACCGAAGGACCAAGAGGUGAGACUGGGUCAAUUGGUCCCACGGGUGAAAAAGGUGCUACUGGGCCACAAGGACCGUCGGGAUACCCUGGGAUGCAGGGUGAAAAGGGAGAUAAAGGGGCCUCGGGAAGAAGAGGAAGACGUGGAACUAAAGGAAUAGCGGGAUUGGUUGGAAGCCCAGGAGAUCGAGGCGAAAGUGGUCCCAGGGGCUAUCGAGGACCACGUGGACGUAGAGGAUCCGAUGGACCACCUGGAACUAAGGGCGACACAGGCCAGCCAGGUCCACCCGGAUCCAUAGGGGAACGAGGCCCACAAGGGUUAGAGGGGCCUCGAGGAUUUCCAGGACCUAUGGGCCCCCCAGGCAUAGAUGGAAAACCUGGGCUACCUGGAACGCCAGGGGAAAGAGGACCCAUGGGAGAAACUGGAUCUCCAGGUCUACCUGGCCCUCCAGGACCCAUAGGACCUCAGGGACAAACUGGUGACCCAGGGCCAUCUGGACUGCAAGGACCAUCAGGCAUACCCGGAACACCUGGAGAAAUGGGAACUCCGGGCGAAAUGGGCAAAGAAGGCUCACCUGGGCCGCCGGGCCCAGAAGGAAAGCCUGGUCCCAUUGGUCCCCCCGGUUUACCUGGCCCUAAUGGAGAAUCUGGCAUGCCUGGAACACCCGGUACACCAGGGCCAAAAGGGGAUUUAGGACCACCUGGUCCACCCGGUGUAAGAGGUGACAAAGGAGAGCAAGGCGAAGCUGGUCGUGAAGGUUUACAAGGGCCUGUGGGCCGUGAAGGACCUAGAGGAUCACCUGGACCUGGCGGACAAAAGGGAGAAAUAGGGGAACCAGGGCCUAUAGGUCCUGUCGGGCGAGACGGUUUAACAGGGCCCAGGGGUUUACCUGGCGCACCGGGUCCAGUAGGUCUCCCUGGUGAGGAUGGAGAUAAAGGUGAAGCAGGGCCACCUGGUGAAAAAGGUUUCAAAGGAUCAAUGGGUAUACCUGGACCAAUAGGUUCACCAGGUAGCCAAGGUUUAAGAGGAGAACCAGGAUCUGUGGGCUUACCUGGUGAUAAAGGGCCACAAGGUGAUCCAGGUCCAGUUGGUCCACCUGGAACAGAUGGUGUACGCGGUCCAGCAGGUCCUGCGGGUAAAACUGGGCCAGAAGGACCUAAGGGCGACCAAGGCUCGAAAGGCGAUAGAGGAGACGUUGGACCUGUUGGCCCACCUGGACCACCGGGACUUACUGGGCCCCAAGGAAACCGUGGUGCAAAAGGAAAUCAAGGCGAGCCAGGUCCCAGGGGCCCUGAAGGAGAUCGUGGAGAAAUAGGUAGUCCUGGCGCAGCUGGUCCACCAGGACCGCAAGGACCUGAAGGAAAAAUUGGACCGAGAGGAUCUAUCGGCCCGAAGGGUGACGACGGCCCCCCAGGAUUGCAAGGAGAACCAGGUCCAAAAGGACUUCCCGGCCCAGAGGGGCCUAAAGGUGAUCCUGGACCAACUGGAUUCCCUGGUGAUCGAGGAGAAUCUGGUCCUCAGGGAGUUAAAGGUGAACCAGGUUCUGACGGCCCUGAGGGUAGCACAGGUCCACCUGGUCCUCCUGGACCAGUAGGACCGCCAGGCAAGCAAGGUGAAACUGGACUUCCAGGCAGUCCUGGUACAGAAGGCCAAGCAGGUGCUCAAGGAAGUCCUGGCAUCCCAGGUGAAAAAGGUGAUGCUGGACCCAAAGGAGCUCCGGGAGAUAUCGGUCCGACUGGACCACCAGGACCGCCGGGGCCAGAGGGACAAAGAGGAUUACGAGGACUACCUGGCCCAAUUGGUGACGUAGGGCAACCAGGUAUUACGGGCCCAUCUGGUCCGCCAGGAAUAGCGGGACUGCCAGGCUUACAAGGAGUAAGAGGAGACAAAGGCAACAGGGGUCCAAAGGGCCAUAUCGGAGAAACAGGUCCAAUGGGUUUGAAAGGUGAUCAAGGUGAAACUGGCAAGCAAGGACCCCCAGGGCCAGCUGGUCCUGCAGGGCCUAAAGGAGAUACGGGACCAAUCGGACCCGCAGGAGCUAAAGGAGAAAUUGGUCCCGCUGGCCUUCCAGGACCAGAAGGACCCAUAGGACCAAAGGGAUCACCUGGUCCAGAGGGUCGACCGGGAUUGCCCGGUCCACCUGGUACUCCAGGACCUCCUGGGCCACCUGCACCAGCGCCUCAAAUACCAGCUGAAUUAUUCAGGUCUCAAAGAAGACGACGUAGCAUUGUAACAGAUUCUAUGGAGACUGCCACUAAGGACGACUUUGAAGAAGAAGACGAAGAAACCGAAUGGACCCUGGAAGUAAUGUCGAGUGUUGUAGCGGCGCACACAGCCAUAGACACUGCCAGAAGACCGUGGGGCACAAGAACCAAUCCCGCUCUAUCCUGCAAGGACUUGCGGACAUCACACGUCAAUUUAACUGAUGGCUUUUACUGGAUAGACGCGCGUGGCGCGAGCUCUCGCCCGAUACGUGUCUAUUGCCAGGGCCAGAACACCUGCCUGUAUCCUGACAAUGUGAAUGCGGCUGCCGUGUUCACCGACUCUGAUGGCCACAAGUUCUCACAACUCGACUACGGAUAUCGCAUAACGUACGAGAGCGAAGGUUCCGGCUUGAUUCAACUACGUUACUUGCGGUUACUUUCAAACGGUGCGAGGCAAAACUUCACUUACACCUGUGUCAACACUCAGGCUCCACAAAGAUCGGACAUACCAGCUGAUUUAAUAAGAUCUAAUGGCGUGAAGUUAUUUGGGCAGAAUAACGUCGAGUUCAAAGAACCACAAAUUAUUAAGGAUCAAUGUGAGGACGGUGCAGGUGACAUAGUCCUCGAAGUGCGCACAUCUCGCAGUGACCGGUUGCCCAUCAGCGACUUCCAGCCACUGUCGUUCAUCGACGCCAAGCACGAGUUCUCGUUCGCGGCCGGACCGAUAUGCUUCAACUGAACUUGGAAAGAGCUAUUCACUAUUAUGUACUUAAAAGUUUCAAUCUUUGUAAAUAUUGUAAAUAAAUGUUGUGACGACUAAAUUAA